Trypanosoma grayi is the source of this 1119-nucleotide messenger RNA. Its product is annotated as protein kinase. Gene Ontology annotation, biological process: MAPK cascade; protein phosphorylation. The transcript has a single exon. The coding region runs from base 1 to 1119 and encodes 372 amino acids. Lineage: Eukaryota; Euglenozoa; Kinetoplastea; Trypanosomatida; Trypanosomatidae. Gene Ontology annotation, molecular function: MAP kinase kinase activity; ATP binding. The record is from RefSeq and is a predicted model, not a curated record.
AUGAAGAAGCUAGGUCUUUUUUUAGACGCGGCAGCCGUGGAGAAGUCCCAAAGGGAUCUACAGUCCUAUCAGAUAAAGAACAACAACUCACUUCAGUUGCGGGCAUUCUUGCUAAACGAGUCCGGCAUGUUCACAAAAGAUGGUAAAAAGUUGCCUGGAAGCGUAACGAAAGAGGAUAUCGAUGAUACGUCUAAAAGAGUGAUUGGUAGGGGUGCAAGUGGCGCAGUCUACUUUGCGAAGCUAAAGAAUGGAACCCCUGUGGCUCUGAAACACAUACCCAUAUCAUCAAAGCCGCAUCGAGAUGAAAUAGACCGUGAGCUGUCCUUUUUUAGCUCGCAGUCGAACUCACCUUUUGUCAUGAAGAAUCUAGGUGCAUUUUGGGAUUCUGAAGAGGCUGCCAUCGUUAUACCCAUGGAGUGGAUGGCAUACACUCUACAGGAUUUGAGUUACUUUUGGGAAGGUAUAGAGGAAACCAUAUUGCGCGAUAUCUUUUUUCAGGUUGUUUCUGGACUUGUCUAUCUCCAUGAUACAAAACGUGUGAUUCAUAGAGAUAUCAAGCCGAGCAACUUACUAAUUCGUGGUGAUGGAUAUGUCAAGAUUGGUGAUUUUGGGGUGUCCAAACUUGUUCAGACGCUUGAUGUUUCCUCAACAUACGUCGGGACAAUGUACUUCAUGGCUCCUGAACGCCUAGAGCAGGGUGCAUACAGCUUUGGUAGUGAUGUGUGGUCACUGGGACUCACAAUGAUAUCCACAGUCACUGGCAAAAAUCCGUGGGCGCCGCCGGAGGAAAUGAAUCUAUUCAACGUGUUGGGCAGAAUCGCUGGGGAUACGACACCGACACUUCCCGAAAGGCCUGCAUACUCUGAGAACGCCCGUGAUUUUGUAAAAAAGUGCCUGGUUAGAGAUCCACAAGAGAGACCAUUUUCCGCCGAUCUAUUGAAGCACCCUUUCUUUGAAGGAUGCACAGAGGAAAAAGCUGUUGCGAAUGUUAAGCUGGGGGUAGAGUACAUGACUCGCCUCAUUCACAACGAUGCGGAAAAAAAUGAGUGUUUGAGGCGUUCUCAGGCAGAUGUCACCAAGGAGGUGAAUGCAAAACUCGACAAACUUGGCGACUUGUAG